Messenger RNA from Pelmatolapia mariae (spotted tilapia), 397 nucleotides. Its product is annotated as guanylin family protein. The record is from RefSeq and is a predicted model, not a curated record. Gene Ontology annotation, cellular component: extracellular region. The transcript has 3 exons. The coding region runs from base 2 to 328 and encodes 108 amino acids. Lineage: Eukaryota; Metazoa; Chordata; Actinopteri; Cichliformes; Cichlidae. Gene Ontology annotation, molecular function: guanylate cyclase activator activity.
CAUGAAAGCCACAUUUGCCAUCACCGCUCUCGUCGUCCUGGCUCUGGGCUGGACCUCUGAGGCUGUGCAAGUUGAAGAGAACGGAUUGUCUUUCUCAAUGGAAGCUGUCAAGCGGCUUCAAGAGCUGUCGGAGAGUAACGGUAUGACAGGACAACACAACCCAAGACUGAAGGCUAACACCAUGUCCCUCUGCGCUGACCCCAUGCUCCCACAGGAGUUUCUGCCACUCUGCAGGCAGAGAGGAGCAUCUGCUUCCCUUACCAGAUUAUCUGCUGUACCUUUGGACAUCUGUGAGAUCUGCGCAUUUGCUGCCUGCACUGGUUGCUAAACAAACAAAGCAAGCCAGAAACAUCCUGCUUACUUGUGAUUUAUUUUUCAACCCCUGCUAAAAUGUUUU